Bactrocera oleae (olive fruit fly) is the source of this 799-nucleotide messenger RNA. The record is from RefSeq and is a predicted model, not a curated record. Lineage: Eukaryota; Metazoa; Arthropoda; Insecta; Diptera; Tephritidae.
ACAGUAUGUGCGCUCAGAGUGCUGGUCAGUCGCAACAAAUCAAAUCGCAACAAUCGCUCAACUAACAGUCACCAUUCAAGCACUACCCGACUCACUCCUUCGACGUCUUCUUGUCAGUAGUAUUUUUGCCACAGCAACGUACGGACAGACAAUUUGAUUAUAUUGUGAUCAACUUGUUUGCUACAUUUGAACGUCAGUAUUCUUCACCUUAACCUACGGCAACACCUAGCCACUGUGACUGCGAAGCGCGUGAGAGCAUAAAACUCGUACUCCUCUACUACAACAAUAACAACAACACAAACUUCCAUCUCACUCAAGACUAGCUUUUGAAAGCUAUAGACACCCGACCGCAACCACAGUAAAACAAUAUGGGUAAUCCACUUUGGUUUAUCUUUUGGUUUUUAAUCUUCUGGUUCAUCUCAUUCUUUGUGGCUUUCUUCGCUGCGUUCUUAUACAUAAUAUGCUACGUGUUGGAAGUGCUGUUUAGUGGGUUAUCGGGUUUCAACAACUUAUUGUUGAAAGGCAUACAAUUCCCCCACUACUGCGCUGAAGGUAUGAAGGACUGCAAGUCACCGUUAUAAAUGUUGGUCUAAAGUAAAAUAGUACUUGUUUCUUUUGUUAUUCUUGUAUUGUUAGUGUAUAAAUACGUAUAAAUAUUUAAUCUUAACAAGUUAUAUUGGGGGAUGAAAUUGUAUUGUCCAAACCAUAUAUGAGGCCAUUUAGCGAUUUACAUUAAAUAUUUUUCUACUCAGUCUAAAAUAAUUUAUUGUAAUAAAAAAUGCGCUAAAAUAAAAAUAAA